CUGAAAUAAAAAUAAAAAUGGGUGGAGCCCACAAUCCAUAAAUUCGUCCAAAUGCUUGCAGCAGCAAUCGAUCCCACAACCAUUCACUAUGAACAAUUAUAGAGAUCACCAUUAAACCACCCAUUCACUUGUUCACUCAUUGUGAACUAUUUUGUUCACCCUUAAGGCUGCCCUUAUAUUUAUAAAAACUGCAAAAUCCUUUUAUUAAAAACCUGCACAUUAUCAGUGAAACAACUUUGUUGGUAAGAGAGAUUGUUUGUCCACAUGAAAAAAGUGUGGGAGAUGCUGAUUGUCCACCCUAUGUUUUGUGCAUUUUAUGCAGGGCUUCAAUUUCAAUCUCAACAACAAAAAAGGGGUUUUUUCUUCAAUCUAGGGUUUUUCUGUAACCCUAAUUUGAUUUUUUAAUUUCUGGGUUUUUUUCCCUUUCUAAUUCCCCUUUUAAUUGGGGGGUAAUUAAUGAAAAAGGCGGUGUAAUCUUUGAAGCAAGUGGAGGAGAGAGAAAAUAAUGUUAUGGGUAUGUAAAAAUGUUACCUUGGGUUCCCAAAUUAUGUCCUGGCUCAGUGCACUGUGCUGCUGAGUAAGGAAGCAUAAUCAACUUAACCUCCACCCUUUUCUUCAUCAAUUACUAUACUUUUGUUUUCUCUCUCUUCAUUUUCACUUUCACUUUCUCUCUCUUAAACUUUUGCUUGGAGGAAAGAAGAAGGUGUUUGAAGGAGGGUCAUUUUUAGUUUUUUACUUUGAUAUUUUAGUUUGUUUUUCCAUUUUUUCCCAGAUUUCUGUUUCUGGGUUUUUAAUUUUAGUUGUUUUUAGUUGGUGGGUGUUGUUUAAUUCUGGGUAAAGAUGAAGUUUAUGAAGCUUGGAUCUAAACCUGAUUCAUUUCAGACUGAUGGUGAUAAUAUCAGGUUUGUGGCAACUGAGUUGUCAACCGACAUAGUUGUCAAUGUUGCGGACGUCAAAUUCUAUCUACAUAAGUUUCCCCUACUGUCCAAGAGCGCUCGUUUGCAAAAGCUUGUUGCCGUGGCAAGUCAAGAAAGUCAGGACGAAAUAUUCAUCGAGGAUAUUCCUGGGGGACCUGCUGCCUUCGAAAUAUGUGCAAAAUACUGUUAUGGGAUGACUGUCACACUAAACGCCUACAAUGUGGUUGCAGCUCGAUGUGCAGCUGAAUUUCUAGAAAUGUACGAUACAGUUGAGAAGGGAAAUCUCAUUUACAAAAUUGAUGUCUUUCUCAACUCUAGUAUCUUCCGAGGUUGGAAAGACUCCAUCAUCGUUCUCCAAACAACUAAGUCUCUACUUCCAUGGUCCGAAGAGCUCAAAAUAGUUAGCCACUGCCUCGAUGCAAUAGCUUCUAAAGCAUCCAUGGAUACAUCCAAAGUUGAGUGGUCGUACACCUAUAACAGGAAGAAGAACCCAUUGGAGAACGGAGGGGAACAACAUUACAAUGGUGUGAGGAAACAGCUUACAGUUCCUAAAGACUGGUGGGUAGAAGACUUAUCAGACCUUGAUAUGGAUCUGUAUAAGCGGGUAAUAAUUACAAUUAAGGCGAAAGGAAGGGUUUCAAGUGAUGUCAUUGGUGAAGCCUUGAAAACUUAUACAUUGAGAAAGUUGCCUGGAUUCAGCAAGGGUUUGGUUCAAGGUGGUGAUAUGCAGAAGAACCAAUCAUUAGUUGAGACUAUAGUUAGACUUCUUCCAAAAGACAAAGGCAGUGUCUCUUCUAGUUUUAUGCUUCGAUUGUUGAGAGCAUCAAUGUCUUUAGGUUGUGGGGAAAUGGUUAGGAUGGAGUUACUGAGAAGAAUUGGGUUGCAGUUGGACGAGGCUUCAGUGGCAGAUUUGUUGAUCCGAGCACCGCCUGGUGAAACUACUGUUUAUGACAUUGAUUUGGUGGAGAAUCUGGUUAAGGAGUUUGUGAUGCAGGAACGUGUUGUUCAGAGUAAUUCUCACAGUGAGAUAGAUUUUCAGGAGCUUAAGAAGCCUGUGGCCGUAUCAGAUGCUUCCAAGGGAAUGGUUGCUAAGCUAGUUGACAGCUACCUGGCCGAAGUUUCAAGGGACCCCAAUCUACCACUGUCUAAAUUCAUUGGUAUAUCAGAGCUUGUUUCGGGAUUUCCAAGAUCAACCCAUGAUGGAAUAUACCGUGCUAUUGAUAUGUACUUGAAGGAACAUCCCGGUAUAAGUAAGAGUGAGAGGAAGAAAAUAUGCAAACUGAUGGAUUGCAGAAAGCUCUCAGUAGAGGCAUGUGCACACGCUGUGCAAAACGAACGCCUUCCCUUGCGAGUUGUGGUUCAGGUACUCUUCUUUGAGCAAGCUCGGGCCACAUCAUCGUCCCCAGGAAAUCGGACCCCAGACUUGCAGCGUCCUGCCCGAGCAUCCCUUCCUGGUGGAUCACACGGAAGCUCAAGGUCUGCAACCACAAAUACGGAGGAUGACUGGGAUGGGGUCCCCACAACAGAAGAGCUGAGGGCUCUGAAAGGUGAAAUAGCCAACCUUAGACUAGGGGGUGGUGAAGGAACUAGCGGUGAUGGCCCUAAGAACGAUAUCGAGAAAGCUGCUGCCAACAAGGUCCGAGGCUUGCUAAUGUCAAAGAGGCUAUUCUCAAAGCUGUGGUCCAGCAAAGAGAGAGACGGAGAGAACAGCAGUUCUGAUACCUCUGAAAGCCCUGCAUCGACGAAUAAUGCUGAAGAAACUAUAUCUACCCCUACCAGAAAUAGGAGGCAUUCACAACCUUAAUCACAAUCUUGUUCAAGGUUUACAGUCAAGAGAAUAACGGUGCAUUUUAGUGUGCCCCAACAAUGUAAAAUCAGCUCAUUUUUUUAAAAAUUUCCUAUGUAGGAAUAGGUAGGUCUGACUGACAAAUUCUAUCUCGCCAUGUACAAAUCCGAUGAUCCAAAGUGUUAGAGGUUGCCCCUCUGGUUCGUCGGUAUAGGAGCUAAGGCUCGAUGCAGGUGUCAAGGUAUUCGAGUUUAGGUAAUGUGUCAGUUUUAGGUUCUAACACGAGAUUUUUCCCUAUAUAUGAAAGCGGAAAUGUAUUUCCCUUCUAUCA
Molecule: messenger RNA, 3034 nt
Organism: Chenopodium quinoa (quinoa)
Lineage: Eukaryota; Viridiplantae; Streptophyta; Magnoliopsida; Caryophyllales; Amaranthaceae
Product: BTB/POZ domain-containing protein NPY4-like
Exons: 4
Coding region: 841-2721 (626 amino acids)
Molecular function (GO): protein binding
Source: RefSeq, a predicted model, not a curated record